This is a messenger RNA of Prorocentrum cordatum, 1215 nucleotides long. The record is from the annotation of a GenBank genome assembly. Lineage: Eukaryota; Dinophyceae; Prorocentrales; Prorocentraceae.
GCGCGGGGGGGUCCUCUGGGAGUGAAAGGGAGCGCGACAUGUUUUUCCAUGCGUUGAGCAUAAGGUCGGCCCUGAACAGAAACUCUCCACGAUCACCAGCCAGCAGUGAGCUCCUAAGCAAACUGGAAAACACUGCCGCAUGCGUCGCCCGAAGGAGCGUACUUGCAACUGGAUGUGCAUCACGCGAAAUCUGCCAUGGCAACCGACGACGCGGAAGGACCCAUGCCGCUCACUUCUUGAAGAGCCACAUGGUGGAUACAACCGGCUGGAGGAACCGCUGCCUCUGCGUGGUCGUCCUCUCCCAGCAAGCCUCCGACUGCAAACCCUGCUCGCCCCAGAUGCUUCACGUACACAUUCAAGUAGCCGAUGCCACUUUGCGUGCGUCCUUCAACGACCUUCAGCUCAACCUUCCCAAAAGCAACCCAAUCUGGAGUCUCGACUGCACGUUUCGACACGACGUGACGGUACCCUCCAGCUUGCUUCGCCUCUGCCCACGACCCCGUAACAUUAACAUCGACGAAAUAGAGGUCCGCGCAGGAGCUACCCAUUCGGCGUGCAUCGGCCUGCACGCAGAGUAAUGCCUCGUCAGCGCCAACCCCCUUGGGGAUGUUAAUGAGAACGUGCUUGCCUGGCCUCAUCAGAUCGAACCGCUCACCGUGGACAUUCUGCAGGUGGGGGUCGCCAGUAGCAGCCACACCGCCAGCUCCGCCCGCCGUGGGAGCCCCCGGAGGAAACGUCGGCUGCGGCGUCGGCCAGCCCGGAGGAAACGUCGGGCUGGGCGUCGGGCUGGCCGUCGGGAAAAGCGUCGGGAAGGCCGUCGGGAAGGCCGUCGGGAAAGGCGUCGGGAAGGGCGUCGGGAAGGGCGUCGGGAACGCCGUCGGGGAGGCCGUCGGGAAGGCCGUCGGGAAAGGCGUCGGGAAGGGAGUCGGGUAGGCCGUCGGGAACGCCGUCGGGGAGGGCGUCGGGUAGGGGGUCGGGAAGGCCGUCGGGGAGGGCGUCGGGUAGGGGGUCGGGGCGUCGGGAAGGGCGUCGGGAACGCCGUCGGGGAGGCCGUCGGGAAGGCCGUCGGGAAAGGCGUCGGGAAGGGAGUCGGGUAGGCCGUCGGGAACGCCGUCGGGGAGGGCGUCGGGUAGGGGGUCGGGAAGGCCGUCGGGGAGGGCGUCGGGUAGGGGGUCGGGAAGGCCGUCGGGAAGGCCGUCGGGAAGGGCGUCGGGU